AUGGGCGAUUCGGAAAAUUGGGAUAAGAGGGAGGCAAACCAAAGCGUCCGCGGGGGGGGCGAGGUGAAUAGCGGCAGUGACGAGCGCGUCACUAGGGAUGAGCUUGCAACUAGGAAUGAGAUAGCCACACGGGACGGUCUCGCAACACGGGACGGUCUCGCAACACGGGACGGUCUCGCAACACGGGACGGUCUCGCAACGCGGGACGAAAGCUCCGCGGGAGACGCCAAGAAGAAGACCGCGUCCCAAUUCAGCAUCCUGGAGCAGCUGUCCAUGCUAAACAAAAAGAGAAAAAGGUUGUCCAGGGAGAAGGAUGGGUGGGAGGUAAUAUCUAACAUCUCAAAAUAUUCAUCAGACCAUAACAAAGAAACGGAAAAAAAAAAGAUACUGAUCUGUUUGGGUAAUAACAAUUUUGGCCAGCUAGGGUUCCAAGAAAACGUCAAAAUUGGCAUAGUGGAUUUCUCCACGGUCCUAAUUAGUAAGAGAUACCCCGCGAGUGAGAGGAGUCGUCGGGGAGGCCUCCAAACAGGUGGAGAUGAAACGAUUGGCUGUGAAACGAUUGGCUGUGAAACGGUUGGCGGUGAAACGGUUGGCGGUGAAACGGUUGGCGGUGAAACGAUUGGUGGGGCAGAUGGUGGAUGCGAAGAUGGUGGCAGCGAAACAAUUGUGGAAAAAGCCCGUGGGGGGGAAGCGAAGGGGACCCCGGAAAGGCGCAAAAGGUACAACGACCUCGCCAGGGAAAUCAAGCGGAGGAACAAUAACUCCUCGUUUUACAACAGCCAAUGGAAUAACACCCUGAGCAAAAACGAAAUAUACAACGACAUCCUGACGAGACUCCCGAACGACUUUAACAUCUCCACUAUUAAGAAAAUCAAAAAUGAUGAGCAUGUUGGGAAGAACAUGAGAAAAGGGAACGUGCAUGACUUGAUAGGAAAGAGACUCACGACGAGCGGCAGUGGAAGGAAGCACAGAAGCAUCACUAGGGAGGAAGUGAACAAUAAAAAUGUGCAAAAUGGCAAGCGUAUCGUAAAGGAGGAACAACAUGGGCAGUUACUCUUGCAUAGGAAAAAGGACAGCAUCGGCAGUAGGAGGACAGACAUCGACAGUAGGAGGACGGGGAGCGCCCGAGUCAACCUCAGCAGAGGCACGAACUACCUCACGAGGAACAGAUACGAGGAAGGGGCAAUGGAAAAGAAGAAGAAGAGGUUCUUUUCUGAAAAUGAAAAGGACAAAGAUAAGGACUACCAAAGGAGGAUCCAUCAGUAUAGCGAUUUUUUCAAAACGAGUGUAGAUGUGGUGGGAGGGAGUGGCGGCAUUUCUGUUCUGGGAGGAGUCCGCCAAAGCAGCCAAGCAGAGAUCCAGCGAAAGGCGGACAUGCUAAAACAAGGCGAGAUGUGCAAUAAUGUGGAGAUGCGAAAUCUAGUGGAGAUGCGAAACCAAGCGGAGAUGCGAAACCAAGUGGACACGAGCAACAGCCCCAACAGCAACAGGCACUUGGCGUAUGGAGCGAACCAGCAGGGGGAGGACUACCUGGACUUUAACCCAGAGAUUAUAAACUGCGGGAAGUACCACUCCGGGGUGGUUAGCAAAAAUGGGUUCGUCUGCCUGUGGGGGCUGAACUGCUACGGACAACUCGGGGUGAAUCCGAAUAAGUCAGUCUACACGUGUUAUCGAAAGACCAAAUUGGACAUGUUGAAAAGGACUCUCGAAGAUGAAGACAAUGAGAAGAAGGAGAGAAUAAAAAAGGAAAGAAAAUCCCCCGAAAAGAGGACCAUAUUCUCCCCUAUGAAGACAGAAAAAACGGUGCUAUGUCCGUAUAUCCAUAAAUUAGUACCACUGAAACAUUUCGGACAUAAGCAUAAAGUGAAAGACAUAAGCUUAGGGUCAUUCCACACGUUACUACUAACAUAUGACGGAUUCGUUUUUACUUUCGGAUGCAACAAAAAGGCACAGUUAGGGUUGCCGAAUGGAUACCAUAGGAAAGUAUCUCACACUAGCAGGCCGUUCCUGCUGCCAUUGGUGGUUGUAGAACGAGGGAUGCAGAACAGCUGCCCACGUUAUGGACGAACGAAUACAUUUUUCUUCUCAUCAAAAAAGACCUAUGCUAAUAUCGCACACCCAAUUAUUUCCAUUACCUGUGGGGCAUACAACAGUGCCGUUAUCGAUGCAAAUAGGAAGCUGUGGAUUUGGGGCUGGAACAAGUUUGGACAGAUAGACAACUCUUAUGCUGUUGAGAAGGUGAAGAAGAAGGAGAGGGGGGAAGGGGCACAGGUGUGUAAGACGUGCAGUGGGGGGAGGAUACACAUGGGAAUGAUGAGCUUGAAAAGGAUAAGCGAAAUGGUACAGAAGGGGGGAGAACACAUAAAAAGAAAACUCACAUCCAAGGAGAGGUUACACGCGCUAGAUGAAGACGGGCAUAGGGACAAACAUGGGAAAUAUAAAAAAAGCAACAAAUUUGUGAACAUCCCCAGAAAUGUAAAAAUAAAAAAUAAGAGUGUCCUUCAAGUGAGUUUGGGUAGCGAGUACUACAGGAACAUCACCAGCGUGACAAAGAUAACCUGUUUGAGCAACUUGUACAUCUCGAGCAUUACCUCCUCCAGCACACACACGGCAUUCGUUGCGCCCAUUACCUACAUCGAUGAGAAAAGUGUGGAGUCGCAGGGGGGACCCACCAGUGGGACCCCUACAGGAGGGGGAAAAGUGGGAGACAAGUUCAGGUACAACAUUCUUGUGAAAAAUGAAAGUUCCCAUUUGUUGAAAUAUUAUUCUGAGCAGGUCAUAACGAGAGGAGGAGACAACGUUUUUUACGUCAAAUACGCAGACCUCAUUCGCUUGAUUAGUAGACCAUCCCAAGCAGGGGAAAGUCACAUUGCAGGUCAGGGCACCCAUCCAAGGGAGAAUGUCUACCUCAUAAAUAACUCCCUCCACGUCAGUAAUGUUAACUGCAAGCAGACGAGCAUCCCAAUCUGCCUGCACAAGAACAAGCUAAUAAAUGAGGUCCUGCUACGCAAUAAAAAACACAACUUUUUAAAUAUAUCAAGGAGGAAGAAGUACUCGGAUCAGAUUAGCUACAACAACAAGCUGCUAAACUUGAAGAAGCUGCAUGGAAAGAUAAAAAAAAGUGUCACUAACUGUAGUUUACUCUAUAAUGAUAUAGACCAGCAGAGGUUUUCCCUCAUCCUGGAUGCCCCUGGUGCUAAUAGAAGCUCUCUAGCAGCGUACAAGCUGAAUUCGCUGAACUGUGGCACAUCCAGCAGCAGGAACAGAAAGUCCAUCACGUAUGUACAAUCGUCGAGCGACCGGGCUAGUAGCAACAGCAACAACAUUUUCCACUUCAACUUGGGGCAGAGGAGGGACACGGCUGCGCGGGGCAGUGGGGGCAAGGGCACCUCCUCGGAGGAUCGCUUUUCCGGCGACCGGGAUGGAAGCAACCGGGAUGGCAUCAACCGGGAUGGCAGCAACCGGGAUGGAAGCAACCGGGAUGGCAUCAACCGGGAUGGCAGCAACCGGGAUGGCAGCAAUCACGAAGAGAGCAACCGCGAAGAUAGCAACCGCGAAGAUAGCAACCGCGAAGAUAGCAACAACGUUAGCAGUAACCAAGUUAGCAGCAACUGCGCCGGUGGCAACCGAGGCGACCCCUGCGAACGGGACUCCUUCCACACAACGCCCCAACACUCGCAGAGCUCGCGACAGACUUACUCCUCCAUGGCGCCAGCCAACCUGAGCAGACACGCAGACACAGACGCAGUCCGAGACCCAGGCACAGACUCAAACGGGUCGGAGGUACGCAACCAAGAGGGAGCCCCUGGAGGGGAAAAUAAAGAGGAGAAAGCAGGUACCCCUCUCUUAUGCAAGGAACAGAAGGAUAAUUUGUUCAGUUCAUCGAAUGAGGGAGACCUGAAGGGGGAACAUAAUUCGAAAAGCGGAGCUCAUUUAGGAAUGUCAAAUAAAGAAUCACAUCUGUGCGAAGAACCUUGGGAGUACUACCCCAAUGAUAAAAAAAAACAAGUAAGCAAUGCGUGGGGCACACCGGGAGAGCAACUAGACCAUUCGAAAAGCACACAAAAUGAUGGAAAAAGUUUUUCACACAAAAGCAGCAGCAGAAGUAGUAGCUGCAAUAACAACCUUGCGAGUGGCCAAGAAGUGGAAGGAGGUAACAACGCCGUGAUAGGUUCUUCUUCCAUCGUGAGAAGGACAAAAAAGGCUGAGGUGUGCAGGGAGCACACGGAUGGGAAGAAUAACGGAAAGGGGGGCGAACAGGAAGGCGGAAAGGGAGGCGGAAAGGGAGGCGGAAAGGAAAUCGGAAAGGACCUCGAAAAGGAUGCCAAAAAGGAUGUCAAAAAGGACCUCGAAAAGGACGUCGAAAGGGAGAGCUACCCCCCCGCGAAGGAAAGGCGCAAAAGCUCUACAUGCGUAAAUAAAAAAAAACUCUUCAGAAAUAUGAUACUUCAAGCUAUCGAUAACAUAAAUGAAAAUUUUUUAAAUCAAAAAAAUGGAAAGGGCAGAUUGCUUGAUUGCGAACAAGUUAAAUUAAAAUUUAAAGUUUUUAAAAAAAGGAGGUCUUGCCUCUGGAAUUAUUUCACGUAUCAUCAUACGAAGCGGAAGUAUCCCUUGGGGGUUAACUUGUCUGAAAAUAUUGUCAACAUAACGCUGCUCGAUGUAGCAUGUGGGGAUUACCACUCACUGAUUUUGCUGGAGGUGGAUACGUUGACGUGA
Messenger RNA from Plasmodium cynomolgi strain B, 4716 nucleotides. RefSeq lists its product as hypothetical. The transcript has 3 exons. The record is from RefSeq and is a predicted model, not a curated record. NCBI's taxonomy places the organism in Eukaryota, Apicomplexa, Aconoidasida, Haemosporida, Plasmodiidae. The coding region runs from base 1 to 4716 and encodes 1571 amino acids.